Cetraspora pellucida is the source of this 822-nucleotide messenger RNA. NCBI's taxonomy places the organism in Eukaryota, Fungi, Glomeromycota, Glomeromycetes, Diversisporales, Gigasporaceae. The record is from the annotation of a GenBank genome assembly.
AUGGCCGUUCAUGCACUUCUCAUUAAAAUUGCUAAUUUAUUAGCAUUCUUUUUUCUCUUGGGUGUCAAUGUCUAUUCGGGUCUUGGACCAGAUAAUGAAUCUCGUUACAUUACAGACCACAUUACAUAUAUUUCUCCAGCUUAUUUUACAUUUUAUGUCUGGUUCCUUAUUCAUCUUUUGCUAACAGGUUUUGUCAUUUACCAGUUCUUUAUAAGUGACGACAAAGCUAUCGUUGACGAUAAUGGUAUUCACUGGCAUUUUGUUGGUGUUGCCCUGCUGAACACUUUAUGGCUUGCUUUAUGGGACGACAAUUUACUCUUCCUAUCGUGGAUUGUAAUCCUUAUAGUAGCAUGUCAGAUAACUCACAUUUAUAAAACGCUAAAUGAACACCAUAAACCUGAAAGCUGGUUGGAUAACCUAUUUAUUCAAUUGCCAUUCACAUUGUACCAUGCAUGGAUUGUUAUAGUAGCAGUUCUUACAACCUUUGCCACCAUUACACCCGAAAAAACUUAUCACAAUGUUACAACAGACGACACGACAACUUCAGUUGCUGACAGUCCAUCCAUAAUUGUACAACUUGUUGUUAUUCUAGGAUUAAUCUUUCUUGAAACGACUGCCGUUGCUUACAUUGAGAAAAAAGAGGAUUACGCGGGUGCAGCGGCCAUUGCUUGGACAUUAUAUGGUAUCUGGUGUGGACAAGAAGAUCCAGUAAUUCAUUGGGCUGCACUUAUACUUGCAGUUAUAGCCACUAUUUAUCUUUUUAAACCUUUGGUCGUGAAACUCUUUAGUAGUAAUAAAGAAACUACUCAACUGAAUGCGUAG